AUGGUCAAGUGCAACUACGUCGAUGAGAAGAACUGCACUGCUGCCGGCAACAUCUACGCCCCAGCCAACCCACCUUCCAAGUGCUGCCCAUCAUGUGAGAUACGCGAGGACCCAUGCAAGGCCGUCCUCUGCCCAGCCGUAGACCAGGACAGAUGCAGAGCCGAGGGCAACAUCUUCGUGCCAGCCAACCCACCAUCAAAGUGCUGCGCCUCAUGCGAGAAGCCAACCAACCCAUGUGAUGCCCAGGACAACCUCUGCCCACCAAUCGACCAAGAGAAGUGCAGAGCCGAGGGCAACAUCUUUGUCCCAGCCAACCCAGCCGCCGGCAAGUGCUGCGACACCUGCGAGGAGAACCCAUGCAAGGAGGUCCGCUGUGACUUUGUCGACCCAAGAAAGUGCAACGACUCUGGUCUCAUCUACUCCCCAGCCAACCCACCCUCCAAGUGCUGCCCAACAUGUGACGAGAACCCAUGCAAGGGCGUCAGGUGCCCAGUCGUCGACGCCGACAAGUGCAAGGAGCAAGGACUCUUCUUCGUGGCUGCCAACCCACCCUCCAAGUGCUGUGACACCUGUGAGAAGGAGGACCCAUGCAAGGCUGUCCAGUGCCCAGUCAUCGACGAGAAGAAGUGCAACUCCGACCCAUCCACCUUCUACUCACCAGCCAGCCCACCAUCCAAGUGCUGUGCCACCUGCGAGCUCCGCCAACGUUAA
Messenger RNA from Acytostelium subglobosum LB1, 711 nucleotides. RefSeq lists its product as hypothetical. Bases 1 to 711 code for a protein of 236 amino acids. The record is from RefSeq and is a predicted model, not a curated record. Lineage: Eukaryota; Evosea; Eumycetozoa; Acytosteliales; Acytosteliaceae. The transcript has a single exon.